CUUUUCUUUCUCGCCCUCACUCCCGCCCACUCGUCUUCUCUCUACUCUUUUCUACCUCUUUCUUAUUUCUUGAACUCCAUUUUCUUCCUCUUCACCGCCUCCGCUUGUCUUCCUCGCCCUUACUCCACCUCGCUUUUGCAUGAGCCACAGGCUGGUAUCUUAUCACCGAGCAAUGCUUCCCUCCCGUAUCUAAUCACUCCGGGAUCCUGCCUUGUCUUUCUCCUUUUUCUCUUUUUCUUUUGCUCUCGGGAACAGCAACGAAACGAGAUCUCUCUUCAAUCCUUUAUCUUUUUAUUUUUUAUUUUUCCUUUAUUAAUACCACAUCGUAUAGUAAUGUCGUUCGCGAACGGAUAUAGUCUGCACCAUGACUCGAUCGCAAAGCCCGUGGCCAUCUAUCCGCAGGAACACCCACAGCGGAAGCGGUUCUCACCGCGAUACAGCGCCUCGGCUGCGUCCUACACCACCUACUCCUCAGCACUCGCUACGACUUUUCUGCAGCAGCAACAGUUACAGCAACAGCAGCAACAGCGAAGGAGCUACACCUACCAGGACAGUCUAAACAAGUAUGGCGAUAAUACCAGCAAUAAUUCCAUCGAACACCACCACCCAUCCGUCAUUUAUGGUCAUAACAACAGUAAUAACACUUUCACAAACAACAAAAACAACAACAAUAUCAACCGUAAUCAGCAUCGUAAUCAUAAUACCAUCCCCGCCUCUCCACCUUCGCCUUGCUCGGCCCCGGACGCGUCGUCCUGCCACUGUUCGCGAUCGAACCCACGCCACCAGCCGUCUUCGCCCUCACACUCACACUCGUCCUCAAUCUCGACUGUCUCUUCCGUCUCGACUGUCUCCGCCAGCAGUAGCACCCACCCAUCACCUUCUUUGAGCAGUGUCGUCAUGUCGACCGCCUCACCUUCUGCUGCAGCCAUGUCAGAGAGCUACUCGUCGUCGCUGUCUUCAACAGGAAUGUCUCACUGCUCGCCGAUCUUGUCCCAUACACUGACGGCACUAUUACCGGAUGUGAUCCAGUUUGGACAUCCUGCUGCUGUUUCACACACAGCUCCUUCUACAGCAGGACCGAGUUCGCCUGUGGAUACCAUGUCGAUCCUAAACUUGACAUCGUCGUCAUCUUCACGGACAUCGAGUGCGUCCUCGCAGGCUUCAUCACCAGUCAGGAUCACCAGCCGACCGUCUCCGUCUUCAUCCUCGUCUACAUCGAUGGCAUCGUUUUCUGCAGCAGAGGCGAUGAUGAUCAUGAGUGAGCGCGAGCGUGAGGAGCGUGAGUGGGAACGGGAACGGGAGCAGAUGCGGGCCGUGAGUGGUUACUUUGCAGAUCCCUGUGCGGCUCUACCCUCGUCGCCCUCGCCCUCUCCUCCACUGAGGGGAUCCGAGACUUCAUUGGCACAAAGACGGCAGCGACGGCUUCAGAGGCAUCAGCAGCAAUCUCAACAGCAGAAUUACGAGCAGCAGCAGCAGCAGCAACUGAAGCAGCAGAAGGAGCAUCGACAUGCACGCCGGGCGUUGGCUGCACAGAGACAGGAACAUGGAGAAGGCGCAUGUUUACGGGAUGCGCAACAGAUGCAGUCGUCUUCAGCUUUGACCGCCUCGAGAUCUCCACCGCCUUUUCCCUCCCAUCGGUACCGUUCGAAUCAACACCACCAUAAGCACCAUUCCUUCUGUGCCUUGACCUCUUCCUCCUCCUUGUCGUCCUGCCAGCACUCCUCAGGUUCAAUGGCAUGCACGACGACCUCUACGGCGCCCUUCAACUCCCCACAGGCGAUCGCACAGAGUUCGAGUCGGUAUAUCCGAUUCCUGUGGCUACCCCUGUUGUCGCUCCUGAUCCUCGCGGUCGGGGGCCAGACCUCGGCCAAGUUCGAGUCUCCUGUGAAGUACAUUGUAUAGUUUUUCUUCAAUUCUUUCUUGUAGCAUCUUCUUUUCUAUC
This is a messenger RNA of Gamsiella multidivaricata, 1942 nucleotides long. RefSeq lists its product as uncharacterized. The transcript has a single exon. The coding region runs from base 334 to 1902 and encodes 522 amino acids. The record is from RefSeq and is a predicted model, not a curated record. Lineage: Eukaryota; Fungi; Mortierellomycota; Mortierellomycetes; Mortierellales; Mortierellaceae.